AUGGACUCAUCAACAGGCAGAGCCGGCCUGAUCCGCCCUCGCGAUGAUAUCGGCAGCAUGGACAAACUGGCGCAAUCCGUCCUAGACGACGUGCUUUACAACAUCAUAUCCGACUUGGUAAUGAAGACGCAUCGAGAAGAGAAGACCGCAAAGGCCAAUACGGCAGCUAUUCAUAUCGAGAAGCUAGCAUCUGACGCCUCCGAAGGCUCGACCCCAGACUCCAAACCCGAUGUCCGAAUCGAGACCGACGCUGCAAUCUACGAGGAUGGCAAGGUUCUACUCAAAGGCAACCCUCUACAGACAACCAAGGAUAUCCUCUGUCCCAAGUGUCAUCUGCCCCGGCUAUUACACCCGACCGACGGCAAGGGAGCCAAGAAGCCAGACCCGACCGUUCUCUACUGCAAGAGACAGCCAUUCAUUGAGAAGCCUGGCUGUGACAUCUACGGCCAGAGCUGGGUCGGGCCAGGACCCGGCAGGGGCAAGAAGAAGAAGGACAUGGAGAAGAAGGAGGAUGCACCCGCCACUCCUGAACAGAGACCUCCCAACGUGCUCUCUUUCCCUUCUGCAACAUGCAGCAAGUGCAAGCGAUGCAUCUUGGUGACCCGUCUGAACAACCACAUGGGCUCGUGUAUUGGCAACAGCGGCCGCAACGCCAGCAGAGCCGCGGCCCAAAAGAUGAGCAACGGCAACUCGCAGACCGACCAAACCCCCCCUUCAUCCCAGAAGGCGACACCCGUGCCAGGAUCUCGUGCAGCAAGCCCCCGGAAGCGCGAUGCCAGUGAGGACGUUGGAGAGGAGUCUGAAAAUGCGCACAAGAAGAAGAAACUCAAGGCCGGUAACCCGAAGAAGAUCACACUCAAAACCGGCAAGCCGAGCCUGAACAAGAAGGAUUCGAAGCCACCAUCUCAGCUGAGCCAGGAACAUAAGGCAGGCCCAACAAGCUCACCAGGAGAGACGGCACCUAAGAAGUCGAUGGGUCUGGGUAUGAGCCCCGUGAAGAAACUCAAGGCUUCCAGGCCUAUCCCGAACUCGCCUCUUAAGAAUGGCGGUGAUGCCGAAGUGGAUUCUGAGUCGUCAAUGACCAUGUCAUCACCGGUUGCGCAGACGACCGCCUAG
Molecule: messenger RNA, 1116 nt
Organism: Clonostachys byssicola
Lineage: Eukaryota; Fungi; Ascomycota; Sordariomycetes; Hypocreales; Bionectriaceae
Source: the annotation of a GenBank genome assembly